UCCACCUAUUUUCCGAUAAGGUUUAAGGCCGACCAUCAUGGGUUCUAUCAGUCUACAUAAUCUACUAAUAUGGCGGCUCGUUUUAUGUUAUAUUACGUUUUAGUUUUCACUUUUUUCGAUUAUGUCAUAUUGGACGAGAGUGCGUGCGGUAAACCAUUAGGAGAAGAUUUCCGUUUGCACGAAGAAGACAGAAUCGUUUCUGGGUAUGACAUAGGAUACUAUAGAUACCCUUGGUAUGCGGCUCUAAUAAGAUAUAAAUCAGUAUCUUGCGGAGGGGCUCUAAUUGCACCUAAAACUGUUUUAACGGCUGCGCAUUGCUAUAAAGAAUUUUUAACGUUAGCACAACACGGUGGUUUAACUUUAGAAUCAAUUUUUACUGUCAGGUUAGGAAUAUACAAUAUAUGCGUAAACGAAUCCACUCAAAAAGAGUAUUCAGUUGAGAAAGUGAACGUCCACGAAUUAUAUCAGCAGAAGAUGCCUUACUACGACAUUUGUUUAUUGAAAUUAGUCGGUAAUACCGAUCAGUACCGUCCGAUUUGUUUACCACCACCGACGUUGAAAAAGAAGCCAUUAUAUGGGACAGUACCGGGCUUGGGUACUUUGAGGUAUCGCGGAGCUAUGCCUUGUACUGUACACGAAGCCCGUCUAUUAUUUUACAACGAUUCUAUGUGCCAUGAUAUGAUAAAUAAAACCGGAAACGAUGCGUCUAUUAUAGAAAAUGCAUUUUGCGCCGGAUAUAUACAAGGUGGAAUAGAUACAUGUCAGGGGGACAGUGGGGGUCCACUGCAAAGUAUAAAUCAAAAUGGGAACUACGUUGUUAUCGGAAUAGUCUCGUUUGGUUUCCGAUGCGCCGUUCCUGGUGUUUUGGGAAUGUACACCGACGUAUCGAAAUAUAUAAACUGGAUCAAUGAAAAAACUGGAAUAGACGCGCCAACAAUAGUUAAUAGUUUCCAAGAGAAACCGGUAGAUAACGGUACUAACGUCAAUAAUGUACACACUGGAGUGGGGAGUGUAGGUACAGGAGGAGCUCUAUGUUCGGAAUCAGCCCCGGGAACAAAGCUGAGAUUAGCUCUAUGGUUAUUUGUCUACAUAUUUGAAUUAGGAAGUCGCUGGAACGCGACCGAAUCUGAACUAUCACGCACUGUAUUUGAUCAUCACAUAACCAAACAUUUUGAAAAAUAAAUUUAUACGUACGUAAAGGUUUAUUAUUUGAUUGUAUUUUUUUAUGCUUCGGAUGUUAUUGGAAUUUAUUUAUUUUUAAAAUAACUACCAACAAAUUAGAAAGGUUUUCGUUGUAAUUUUAUAGAACCAAGAAGAAUUGUAGUUUUGUUAUUUUGUUA
Molecule: messenger RNA, 1340 nt
Organism: Diorhabda carinulata
Lineage: Eukaryota; Metazoa; Arthropoda; Insecta; Coleoptera; Chrysomelidae
Product: clotting factor G beta subunit-like
Exons: 7
Coding region: 70-1182 (370 amino acids)
Biological process (GO): proteolysis
Molecular function (GO): serine-type endopeptidase activity
Source: RefSeq, a predicted model, not a curated record